AUGUUGGUACUAGGGCCUCUUAGAUCGGUGCUGUCGUGCAGUUCCUCAGCAUCGCUUAUUGGUAGGAGAAACCCUUGUUAUCCAUAUGGUAUACUAUAUCGAACUCUAUCCCAGAGUUUUAAAUCGAGGCAAGAGAACGUGUCUAAAGAUGACUCCAGUUUGAACCUUACUCCACGAUUACUAAAGAUUGUCCCUAAUGAUACCGAUAUUGUAACUCUUGAGAAGCAGGAUGAAUUGAUUAAAAGGCGCCGUAAACUUUCGAAAGAAGUGACGCAGAUGAAAAGACUAAAACCGGUUUCACCAGGUUUGAGAUGGUACCGUUCCCCUAUCUAUCCAUAUUUGUACAAAGGUCGUCCGGUUAGAAGCUUGACUGUUGUUAGAAAGAAACACGGUGGUAGAAAUAAUUCAGGAAAAAUCACUGUCCGUCAUCAAGGUGGUGGCCAUAGGAAUAGAACAAGAUUGAUAGAUUUCAACAGAUGGGAAGGUGGCGCACAAACAGUGCAAAGGAUUGAAUAUGAUCCGGGUAGAUCCUCUCAUAUUGCCCUAUUGAAGCAUAAUGCUACCGGUAAAUUGUCUUAUAUCAUUGCUUGUGAUGGAUUACGUCCAGGUGAUGUGGUCGAGUCCUUCAGAAGAGGCAUUCCUCAAACUUUACUGAAUGAAAUGGGUGGGAAAGUGGAUCCCGCUAUCUUGAGUGUUAAAACUACUCAAAGGGGCAACUGUCUACCUAUUUCCAUGAUCCCCAUAGGUACUAUUGUUCACAACGUUGGCAUAACACCUGUUGGACCUGGAAAAUUCUGCCGCUCUGCUGGUACAUAUGCCAGAGUUCUUGCGAAAUUACCUGAGAAAAAGAAAGCUGUUGUCAGAUUACAAAGUGGUGAACAUCGUUAUGUUUCUUUAGAGUCUGUCGCUACCAUUGGUGUGGUCUCUAAUAUUGACCACCAAAACAGAUCUCUUGGUAAAGCUGGUAGAUCAAGAUGGUUAGGGAUAAGACCCACUGUUAGAGGUGUUGCCAUGAAUAAAUGUGACCAUCCUCACGGUGGUGGUCGUGGUAAAUCCAAGUCAAAUAAAUUAUCAAUGUCUCCAUGGGGACAACUGGCAAAGGGAUACAAGACUAGAAGGGGUAAAAAUCAAAACAGAAUGAAAGUUAAAGACAGACCAAGAGGCAAAGAUGCAAGAUUAUAA
Molecule: messenger RNA, 1182 nt
Organism: Saccharomyces paradoxus
Lineage: Eukaryota; Fungi; Ascomycota; Saccharomycetes; Saccharomycetales; Saccharomycetaceae
Gene: RML2
Product: mitochondrial 54S ribosomal protein uL2m
Exons: 1
Coding region: 1-1182 (393 amino acids)
Biological process (GO): cytoplasmic translation
Cellular component (GO): ribosome; large ribosomal subunit
Molecular function (GO): RNA binding; transferase activity; structural constituent of ribosome
Source: RefSeq, a predicted model, not a curated record